AUGAGCAGACCAUUCCAGCGCGCAGCGACUGCUCCCCUCGCUCUUGCCAGAAGCGCUCGUCCAUGCGUUCUUGGCAAGGCCGGUCCCUCUUCUCUGCAGAUUGGGGGAUCUCGAUCUGCCAGCUUGUCAACUAGUUCAAGACCCCGACUCACUUCCCGCUUGUCCGUUAAUGAAAUCGGAACUGGGGUGCGAAAUAUCAGGCAUAGCUCUUCCACUUCCACCUCAGCCUUUGAGGGGAUCAAGCCGGUGGACUUGGCGUACGAUGUGAUUCAGCCGCCAAAGGUCAAUGAGGGGGCGGAGGGGCAGUGCUUGGUGGUCUGCCAUGGACUAUUCGGGUCAAAACAAAAUUGGCGCUCCCUAGCCAAGGCGUUCUCCACCCAGCUCGGUAUGCCAGUGUACGCCUUGGACUUGAGGAAUCACGGUACCUCCCCUCACGCUGAGCCUCAUACCUACGCCGCAAUGGCAACUGACCUGGAUCAUCUCUUCCGCAAGCUCGAUCUCAAAGGGAUAAAUCUGCUCGGACAUAGCAUGGGUGGUAAAGCAGUCAUGGCAUUUGCGCUCAACCCCGCCUUCAACCAGAACCUGCGCAGUCUGAUCAGUGUGGAUAUGUCGCCUGCUGUCGGCCGGAUGUCGCCGGAAUUCUUGGCAUACACCCAGGGCAUGCGAAAGGUGGAUCAAGCGGGGGUGAAGAGUAAAGCCGAGGCGGACAAGAUACUACAGGCAGUUGAGCCUACUCUCGCUACCCGUCAAUUCCUCCUGACCAACACCCGCACCCUCCCCUCUGGCCAACUCGCCUUCCGUAUCCCUCUCGACCUCCUCGACCGCUCCAUCCCGCACAUUGGCGACUUUCCCUAUGCCCCGGCAGACUCCGACGACUCAACGCAAGUAACGUGGUCCGGACCUACCCUCUUCCUUAAAGGCGAGCACAGCAAGUAUAUCAAUCGCAAGAAUAUACCGACGGCGCAGGCGUACUUCCCAAGGAUGCGGAUGGAGGUGUUGGAUGCGGGGCAUUGGGUACAUGCGGAGCAGCCGGGAGAGACGUUGAGGGUGGUGAAGGAGUUUGUGGAGGGUAUUGGUAGAUAG
Dioszegia hungarica is the source of this 1083-nucleotide messenger RNA. RefSeq names its product putative mitochondrion protein. The coding region runs from base 1 to 1083 and encodes 360 amino acids. Gene Ontology annotation, cellular component: mitochondrion. The record is from RefSeq and is a predicted model, not a curated record. The transcript has 6 exons. Lineage: Eukaryota; Fungi; Basidiomycota; Tremellomycetes; Tremellales; Bulleribasidiaceae.